GCCACCUCUUUAAAUCGGUUCAGAGGACGCAUUUUUGCCGAACCCGGUCCCGCAUUCUACAAUACUGCGCGCGUGGAACAAACAAAACCAGCGCCAUAACAUUCCUCCACAUUCACUCGCUCAACCUGUCUACCUAGGCAUUCAGCCACUUUAUCUAAGUCAGCCGUCAGCUACCCCGGAAAUCUAGGAGACGAAAUCGACUCUUCGGACUUUGGAAGGCGUUCGUGGUUUUGGACUUAGAGUAUCGUAAUAAUACACCUACUUCACAACCAUAUUGGAUACUAGCCAAGGAAUGAUAUAACGGUAUCGACAACCUAUCCGUACGAUCUCUUCCGCGACAACCCGUCACCAUGGCUAUUGGCAAAGAAGGAAAUGUCAAAUGGGUCGAUGGCUUACGAGGUUUCGCAUCUACUCUUGUAGUAUUAACUCAUAUUGCUAGAGCUUUCGAUGGCGAACUCUUCCUCCCCGCGUCCCACGAAGGCGCGCAACCUCGACCUAUGCAAUUGCCCUUCCUCCGAAUUCUCGUUCAAGGUCGUAUUGGCGUUACGAUCUUCUCCUUUGUUACCGGUUACGUCUGUGCUCUGAAGCCCAUCAAGUUGUACCGACAGAACAACCAAGAUUCUGCUUUUACUUCCAUCGCUAAAUCCGCCCUCCGCCGUGUUCCCCGACUCGUUAUACCUUGUGCUUUUGCUACGUUUCUUAUCUGGAUUAUGGCAAACCUGGGAAUGUUCCUUGUCGCGAAGCAAAGCGAUUGUUGGUGGUGUGGUAAAACCGCACCCGAUCGCCAGGCCAACGCAUUUUUAUCGGUGAAGCACUUGGUUCAGAAUAUCAUUUCGACAUGGACGAGAGGUCAGAAUGCUUACGAUGGUAAUCAAUGGACUCUGUUGCCCUUGCUCAAGGGUAGUAUGGAAGUGUACACAUUUAUUGUGGCUACAGCCUACAUUCGACCUCAGUUCAGAAUGGUUUUGAGCUUAAUGAUGUUCGCCUACUUUUGGAUAGCAUCGGACUCGGCUUUUGGUAUGCAAUUCUUCUGGGGAGUUUUCCUUUGCGAUCUACAGAACCACCCUCCCGCCAACGAAUGGCUUACCCGACGACCAAAAGUUUCACGAAUGCUUGCUGCGAUCUUCCUAUUUUUGGGUCUAUAUGUCGCCUCGUAUCCUGAAGGACAUCCAGAAUGGGCAACUUGGUCGCGCUACCAGUUCACGGUUCUGAAGCACAUUCUGCCUAAGGAUCCCGAUUACCCCCGAUUUGCUUCUGGUAUUGGUCUAGAAUUGAUCACUCUUGGAUUGCACUUCAGUCCCGGCCUACGCGAUUUGAUGUCCAGCAAGGUGCUUCUUUGGUUUGGCAAGCAGUCUUUCGCUGUUUACCUCCUUCACGGCCCUCUUCUACGAAGUGUACUAUGCUGGAUGGUUUACGGAAUCCAUGUGCCCCCACCAAUCACCAAUGAUAAGGGUGAGACGAUUCACGGUACUCUCAUGUUCCCCAGCGGAUGGCGCCUCAUGAUUGCUCUACCGUUCUGGAUCCCCCUGAAUUACGGUGCUGCGAUGCUUUGGACUGGCUACGUUGACCCCUACUGUGCGACAUUGACCGAGAAGAUAGUGGGCAAAGUUAUGUUGGCACGCGACGAAAAGGGUGCUUUGUUGCCGCAAUAGAGAUGCGGUAAUGGCCACCCUAGACAUUACGAUUAUGAUAAAUACUCUAGGUGACAAGGAGUCGCAUAGAACACCAGCAAUUGGAUAAAUCGCCAGGUAAUCCCUGAGUCGAGUCUAUUGCGAGAAUUCAUCGCUUCAAACCCUAAAGUCACCACUCAGAGUCAACUUCUAUAUUAUU
Hypoxylon trugodes is the source of this 1830-nucleotide messenger RNA. RefSeq names its product acyltransferase family-domain-containing protein. NCBI's taxonomy places the organism in Eukaryota, Fungi, Ascomycota, Sordariomycetes, Xylariales, Hypoxylaceae. Gene Ontology annotation, biological process: polysaccharide biosynthetic process. Gene Ontology annotation, molecular function: acyltransferase activity, transferring groups other than amino-acyl groups. The record is from RefSeq and is a predicted model, not a curated record. The transcript is spliced from 3 exons. The coding region runs from base 351 to 1652 and encodes 433 amino acids. Gene Ontology annotation, cellular component: membrane.